UCUUAGAUUUUGGAUUUAAUUCAUUUUUAAUGAACUACUUUCUACGACGUAUUAGAGACAAAUUUUCUUACAUCCCGCGGGAUCACAUGUGUCAUUAGGAUAUCAAUAGAACUGACAUUUAUGUUUAUGCGUCGUCCUUGAAGAUUUACAGGAUGGUUGACAAGUUUCUGAACUGCCUCCGUGCCAAACCCACUGCCAAAUAUGCGCUAAUCUGUUUCCCUUGGGCCGGUGGAGGAUCUAACUUUUAUGCACAGUGGGGGAAAAAUCUUCCUGACACUAUAGAGGUUUGUGGGGUCACUCUACCAGGGCGUGAAUCUCGUUUUGGAGAACCAUGUUCAACAGACGCCAAACAAAUUGUAAAGGACACAUGUUCUGCAAUCCUGAACAGGUACCCGGAUAAAGACCUAGUCUUCUGGGGUCACAGUAUGGGAGCACUCUUCAGUUUUGAAACUGCUCUCUUGAUGAAGAAAUUACAUCAUAAAGAACCAGUGAGAAUGUUUUGUUCGGGAGUUUCGGCGCCACAUACCCCGGAAAGGAAAAGCUUGGGAUCAAAAGUUGCGGACAUGUCUGAUUCAGAGUUUAUAGAAUUCUUGAAAAGGCUUGGGGGGACCCCAGAACAGAUGAUAUCAGACCCCGAGAUGAUGAAACUUUUCUUACCUCCUCUCAGGGCAGAUUACACGAUGCUUGCAGGUUUCAGUUCUGAAGUCUGUGGAACAGACCCGCCCUUUUCUUGUCCUAUACAUGUAUUUGACGGUCAAGACGACGUCAAACAUAAUUUAGAAGCAUGGAAGGAUAUGACUUCAGGAGAGACAUCGAUCCAGUAUCUGCCCGGGGGUCACUUCUACCUCAAAGAAGCAGCCAAUCAAAGCUUCCUCAUCUCAUACAUUUCCAAAACUCUCGUUUGAUUGGUGAACUCACGAUCUCAAGUUGCCAUAUUGGAACUCUUUUGUAUUUAAUGAAAUCACGUACAAUAGCAAUAAAAAUGUGUCAUAUCUAGA
This is a messenger RNA of Magallana angulata, 998 nucleotides long. RefSeq names its product S-acyl fatty acid synthase thioesterase, medium chain-like. Gene Ontology annotation, biological process: lipid biosynthetic process. The record is from RefSeq and is a predicted model, not a curated record. Lineage: Eukaryota; Metazoa; Mollusca; Bivalvia; Ostreida; Ostreidae. Bases 153 to 905 code for a protein of 250 amino acids. The transcript is spliced from 8 exons.